GACUCCUUUGUUGCUGCGCGCCCGUAGCGAUGAGCCUGUAGUUUGUCUGGAUCCGAUAGCGCCAUAUCGCCAGUGAUGCGUCCUACCCUGCUGGCUGGACAUGUAGCGCCUGGAAUGCUCAGCGAUGUAGUUCCCGUAUACGGUUAUAUGGACGAAUAGUCUAUUGUGCUGGUGAUUUUAUCCGCUAUAGAUAUAGAUAUCUCAGACGUGUGAGAUAUUGGAUUGUGUAUGUGCAUGUGAGGAAUGUGUAGAUCUUCAUUUCGCCUGGCAAAUACUCGCGUUAACGAAUGAUCUGAUACUAGCAAGCGUUAACGAUGGAUGAUGCUGAUUUGAUGCUUAGUGUGUAUCGGCUGAGAAAUGAUCAGAACUAGCACCCCUAUCGUCAUCGUAUCGGGGCAACCAGCUGCUGCUCUCGCUGUCGCUGGGCUCACAUCGUAUGAUGGCAUUGUGCAAUCGAAUAGCGUGAGUCAACGCGCGCCAGUCGUGAUAGGGGCAGCCGACGUCAAUACGUGUGUUUGACCAGCGCUGUUCUAGUAGCGCGUACCGCACGCAUUCACGCGUAGUUGUUGCGUAUACUAGACUUGAGUGUUCACACCAAAGAAUCGAAGAUGUUUUCGCGGCAGUCUUCCGCUGUCUCCAAGCUGGGCAGCUUCAGUCACAACGACCUGGAGGCUAUUCCUGAAAAUCAGAUGGCUGCGCUGGAUAAGAGGGCAUCCAUACAGAACGAUCGAAAACGACAGCACUACAUAUCAGAAUGCCCGACAGUCGCCACCGAAUUCCCAGAUUUCGAGGAAAACCUGAUUCCAACACCCCCGGACGGCGGGUGGGGUUGGAUCAUCGUGGCUGCGUCAUUCAUGUGCAAUCUCAUCGUAGAUGGCAUCUGCUAUAGCUUCGGUAUCUGGCUCGUCGAGUUUAUCGACUACUUUAAGGAAGGCUCUGGCAAGACAUCGAUGGUGGGAUCGCUAUGUGCUGGCUUUUACCUCAUCAUGGGUAGGUUAUAUAAGUCACAUAGUUCAAGGAAUGCAACGUGUUCCCAGCGUAUAA
Molecule: messenger RNA, 1044 nt
Organism: Priapulus caudatus
Lineage: Eukaryota; Metazoa; Priapulida; Priapulimorpha; Priapulimorphida; Priapulidae
Exons: 2
Biological process (GO): monocarboxylic acid transport
Molecular function (GO): monocarboxylic acid transmembrane transporter activity
Source: RefSeq, a predicted model, not a curated record